CACAUAGUCUUCCCAUUGAAGUAAAGUUGGUUGAAGUUGUCUACAUUGAGUGAGAAAGUGGCCAACCAGCACCCUCUUUCUCUUCCUCUCAUCAUCAUCAUUAUAGAACCAAAAGAUAGAAAAUUAUAAUUCCCACAAAAACAAAGAAAAUUAUAAUUAUAAAUCCCACAAAAAGUUGAAAGGUGGCUAGAGGAAAGUAACUUCAUACAACCAAAGGGAAUUGGAUUCCAACCUCCAGAGAGAGAGAGAGAGAGAGAGAGAUUAAUAUUUGAGAAAGCCAACCAAGGAAGAAGAAUCAUGUGGUGCUGGAAAGGCGAAGGAGGAUAAAAAAGAGUUAGAGAGAGGGUAUCCUCUUCUUUGCUCUGUCCUUUGUCUGUGACAGCACUUUUAGAAGUUCUAGCAACGUUGGAAGUUACUGCCAACCAACAAGCCUGAAGAUAAAACAGAGAUGCUGCCUCCUUGCUGGCGAUCGUUCUGGAAGAAACAGUAAUGCUAUUGACAUGGGAAAGAAGGGAAGUUGGUUUUCUGCAAUCAAGAGGAUUUUCACACACCACUCCAAGGGGAAGCAGGAUUCGGAUAAUCAAAGCACAAAAGAGAAGAAGAAAGGUCUAGGAAAACUAAGGCAUGGAGAGACCAAUUCUUUCAUCCCCCUCUUCAGAGAGCCAAGCAGCAUUGAAAAAAUCUUUGGGGACUUUGAAAGAGAGCAACAAAUAUUAACAAUAAGGCCUCCCACGCCUUCUGACCAACCCAAAACCCCACCUGUUGUCCCUCCUAGAGCUGUUUCUCCAAGGGCUCCAUCUCCGAGGAAUGCUUCUCCUAGGGCUCUUUCUCCGCGAGUUGCCUCUCCCAAAGCUGCUUCUUCCCGGAUUGUUCAUCACCACAAGGAGGUUGGCCACAGACCAGAACCAACUUUAAGGAACCAGCAUGCCUCAGCUACUAAGAUCCAGGCUACUUAUAGAGGUUAUAUGGCCAGGAGGAGUUUUAGAGCUUUAAAGGGUCUGGUGAGGCUUCAAGGAGUGGUAAGAGGACAGAAUGUGAAGAGGCAGACUGUUAAUGCCAUGAAACACAUGCAGCUUUUGGUGCGAGUUCAAUCUCAGAUUCAAUCUCGAAGAAUCCAGAUGUUGGAAAACCAGGCACGAUAUCAAGCUGAGUUCAAGAAUGACAAGGAUGUGGCAAGUACCUUGGGGAAAUUGACUUUAGGCCAUGCUUCUGAGGCAGGUAACAAUGAUGAGUGGGAUGAUAGCUUACUGACAAAAGAGGAAAUAGAGGCAAGGUUGCAGAGGAAGGUGGAAGCAAUGAUCAAAAGAGAAAGAGCAAUGGCAUUUGCAUAUUCACAUCAGUUGUGGAAAGCCACUCCAAAAUCAACUCAAACACCGGUGACAGAUAUGCGAUCCGGUGGAUUUCCAUGGUGGUGGAACUGGUUGGAAAGACAACUGCCUGCAGCAGCAAAUCCACAAGAAAGACAAGUCUUGAACAAUUUUCAACUCACACCUUCAAGACCAUAUUCAGAGCAGAAAACUAGUCCAAGACCUGCCUCAAGCACUCAUAUGAGGCAUCAUUUUGCCUUUGACAAUAUGGAUACACCAACUCCAAAAUCCACUAAAUCAACUAUUCUGACAUCUUCAAAACCAGCCAGAACUCCUCCAUAUAGAACUCCACAAGCAAACAGCUCAAGCUUUUCAAAACAUACAAGGCCAAGGGCUGUGGGGGCUAAUUCACCUUUUGAUGUGCCACUGAAGGAUGAUGAUAGUCUCACAAGCUGUCCACCAUUUUCUGUGCCAAACUACAUGACUCCAACAGUUUCUGCCAAGGCCAAAGUACGUGCUAGUAGUAAUCCAAGAGAAAGGUUUGGUGGGACUCCAACCAGUGAUUCAAAGAGGAGACUUUCAUUUCCUUUGUCCCAAGGAAUUGGACCCUUUAAAUGGAAUAAAGGGUCCUUGUUCUCAAGCAAGGAUCCUAGCUCUCAGAGGAUGCCAGAUAAAUAUCAGUCACUUGAAUCUUUAGGAAAUGUGAGUGUGGAUUCAACGGUAUCUUUGCCCGCAAGAGUGGGAAGAAAGCCUUUUACAAGAUUUGUGUGAUUUAUUUUGUUUUUAUUCUUUUUUUAACCAUUUUUAUUUUGUCCAUGUUGGUGGUGUUAUCAGUUAUAUUAUGAUUAUGAUUGAGUGUAUUGGUGAUAGUUUGACAAGAAGUAUACCUGUUGUAAACUAAUAAAAACAUGAUAGGAAAUAUGAUGGUUUGAUAAAUUUGAUUGGAACUUUUCUUUUUUUGGGUUCAA
This is a messenger RNA of Gastrolobium bilobum, 2275 nucleotides long. Its product is annotated as protein IQ-DOMAIN 14. Bases 501 to 2078 code for a protein of 525 amino acids. Lineage: Eukaryota; Viridiplantae; Streptophyta; Magnoliopsida; Fabales; Fabaceae. Gene Ontology annotation, molecular function: protein binding. The record is from RefSeq and is a predicted model, not a curated record. The transcript has 7 exons.